This is a messenger RNA of Tetranychus urticae (two-spotted spider mite), 2828 nucleotides long. The record is from RefSeq and is a predicted model, not a curated record. NCBI's taxonomy places the organism in Eukaryota, Metazoa, Arthropoda, Arachnida, Trombidiformes, Tetranychidae.
UUCCAUCAAAAUCACUGCAAAUAACAAGCAAGAUUGAUGAGGAUAAAUUGAUAGUUGAAAUAAAGAGAGAAACUGAUAAUUUCAACCAUCAUAAAUUAUUAAAUGCAUAUUCAACAGGGAAGGAUAACUAUCGAUGGAAUGAUUUCAUUAAUAUACACAUGAAUAUCAGAGAAUUUUAAAAUUUACAUUUCGAACUUGGAAUAUCAGCAUAAAAUUCUUUACAAGAGAUAUUGAAUAACAGGGAGUGAAGACUGGGAGUAAGCAUUGGGAGUGAAUGUUUGAAUUUAACUUCAAUAAUUUAUCAACUUGAGCAGUGUGAUUUUGUCAAUCCCUUGAAUUCCGAGAGUUGAAUUAUCCACAAAUUGAAUGGAAUUUCAAUGAUAAAAUUUUCUUCUCUCAACCAUGAAACACAUGCAUGGCCUUGAUUGUUCACCUCUUGUGCUGAUUAUUGAGCAAUUUGCAAAUGUUUCUCAUGUAAAAUGCUUGCGAAACAAAAGUUGGAACAAAAUGCUGAGACUUUUUAUUCUCAACACUGGGAGUUGAAUUCAUUCCCUGUUAUCCUUUGUAAGAAACCUUUUUACUUUCUGAAAAUAAAGAUGAUAUUCAACAUGAUUACAUUGCCUUAAGGAUAUAAUCCAAAUAAUGUCAAAUUUUCUUCUUUUCCAUUUCUUUCCUUUUUCUCACUUUCUCAUGCCAUUUUCCAUGUUUACAGAACUUUCAGACUCUAAUUUUAGAACUUUUCUAGAUUAAAAUUUCCACGUACAUUACAGUAUUCACUUUUAUGAUAAAAUGUCGACUGUUUAGUCUAGCUUAAGGUUAUCAACUGGGAAAAUGAUUUCAUCUCAACAUGAUGCAUUUCAACUGACGAACAAGUUGAUAAAUUUAUUCACAAAAGAAGGGCAAAGUUUAUCUUAGUCAAUUGUAGCCAGUGAAAAUGUUGAAGCAACAUAUUCAAGCCUUUUCCUUGGUUAUUAGUUUAACCCUCCCAGUCACUCCAGACAUUAUCAAUGUAAACAGAUGAGAAAAUUAAUUAAACUGAAAAUGCAAUUGUGAGUAAAAAUAACAAAAGUAUGAUUUACAUUAACGCUGAGUGUGAUUAUUAAACUAAUUAUCAUUUCCAGCAUUUUGAUUAGCUGUUGCACAUUCAACCAAAAAAAGGUCUUGUUCAACAUUAUUUCAAUUGAUGUAAAGAAUUGCAAAAGAAGGAAAAAAAUGUAGUUUUUUCACAUCAAUAUUUGUCGAUACAGGUAAACAGGAUUAAUAUGCGCUGUUUGAGUAAACCCUUUUUUGUUGUCACAGGAAAAGUUGAAUAAAAUUUGAAAACAAAAAGUAAAUGAUCGAUAAAAAUGCAACUUGGGAAAUCAUCUUGAAUAUUAUUCUGUAAUAAAUGUUAUUGAUUUACAAUUCUUGCAACACUUUUAUGGCUUUAAAUGUAAUAAUAAUAAUAAUAAUUCAAUUCCUUUAAAUAACAAUCAUUGAAUACUUGACUUGCUUUGGAAAGCAUAAAAUGAGCAAAAUUUUUCAAUUUGACGUUUCAAAUGUUUCAUCAUGAAACACUCAUUUGGUGAAAAGAUGAAAAAUUGGAUUGUCAAAGUUUCCAUUUUGAUUCUACAAUUUCGCCGGUACCGAUGACUAUUCCUACGAGCGACCCAUUGUUGUUUACACCCUUGACAUGCACACAUUAAGAUGGGAAGAGAUCCAAUACUCUGAUGGAGGUAAGUUGUUGGGUUAUUUUACAUAUCAUUUUAUUAACUUAAUAUUCACUUAAUAUUUACUUUUUCGCUUUUUUCAGGAGAUCCUGCAAAUGUCCCAUUCAUGAGAUAUGGUCAUUCUGUAGUUGCAAAAGCCAACAUUAUCUAUCUGUGGGGUGGUUGCCGAGACUAUGUUGCAUGCAACAAAAUUUUCAUGUUUGAUACAAACAGGCGCUCUUGGUUAGCCAAUGAAGUUACAGGGACGAUUCCAGGAGCUCGAAUGGAUCACGCUGCAUGUACAUCUGGAGGAUUUAUGUACGUUUUCGGAGGGUUUGAGAGACACCAAUUUGCCAAUACUGUUUUCCGUUUUGAAUUGAAAACUUGUACAUGGCAAAAUUUAAAUCAGCUAAAUUCUUACUUACUGGCAAAACAUUUCAUGACAUGUGUGACAAUUGACAAUAAAAUUUUCCUUUUUGGUGGCCGCUCAUUGAAGUGCCCGUUUUAUGACAAUGAUAUUAUGGAACUAUAUACUGAGAAGAUGACCUUAUCUAAACCAGCAAUUGCCGGAUACAAGCCGUACGCUAGAAGUAUCCAUUCAGCUGUAGUGAUUAACAACAAGAUGAUGAUCUUCGGUGGUUACAAUGACAUUACCUAUGAACAUUACGACGACUUUAAUGUCUUUGAUCCUAAAACCUAUUCAUGGACACCUGUAAAUACUAUCGGGCAGGAGCCUCCCCGUGGUCGACAGGGAAAUUGUUGUGUUGCUGUAAACUCGUUUCUCUACCUUUUCGGAGGAAGAUGCCCAGAGCCAAAAACCAGAAAAGAUCAAGCAGAUCAGUUAAUGGAGCUGGAUGAUCUAUUCGUUAUUGAUACGAACAGAAACUUGUGCUUUAUGGCAUUACAAGUUGUAUUAAAAAAUGAUUUAGAUACUAGAAGACUUCCUCCUACUCUAAGACGAGAGGUUGAAAGCUAUCGUGCUGAUAACAAACUCCAAUAAACCCAGCUCAAUGCUCAAUAAACGUAUAAUAAUAAUUAUAAAUAAUAAGACAAAACUUAUAGUUAUUGUAACACAUUCAAUAUUUCGGUCAAUUUUGUGAGACAAUUAGUUUUAGGUUAUUAUUGAUUGUCGGUAAUCAG